This is a messenger RNA of Asparagus officinalis (garden asparagus), 591 nucleotides long. RefSeq lists its product as uncharacterized. Bases 169 to 591 code for a protein of 140 amino acids. Lineage: Eukaryota; Viridiplantae; Streptophyta; Magnoliopsida; Asparagales; Asparagaceae. The record is from RefSeq and is a predicted model, not a curated record. The transcript is spliced from 4 exons.
UAAAGUCUGAAGCCUGCUCUAAUCCAAAUUAUAUAUUAGCUUGGUCAUUUUGAAAUUGGAAACUCUCUUAUCGCUCAAUUUCGGCCGACCUUCAGAUAAAACUGGUUGCCAGUUUCCUAUUCUGGCAGUACCUGUUCAUAGUUGUACCAAGGAGGAAGAAAGAACGAGAUGAUUAACUUAUGUAGCAUUGGUAUUGGAGCCACUGCCAAACUACCUUUUGAGGUUCUUAGUUGCAAGUUAUGGAUGAUGCGAGGAAAUUCUAGGGCCAAGAAGAAAGAAACAAAAGAAGCAGCAGCAUUAGGUUUCGGUGGAUCAAGAAAGGAUCAAGAAAAAUGGCAGUGUGCCCGUGGCUGUGGUGCUUGUUGCAAACUUGACAAAGGCCCGGCUUUUCCUACACCAGAGGAGAUCUUUGAGGAUGAUCCAGUCCAUCUUCAACUUUACAAGAGCCUCAUAGGUCCUGAUGGGUGGUGCAUACAUUAUGAACAUGCCACCCGUACCUGCUCCAUUUAUUCAGACCGGCCCUCAUUUUGUCGAGUCAAGCCAGAUGUAUUUAAAAAGUUUAUUAUGCCAUUCCUGAGUAGGCAGAUUUAA